Molecule: messenger RNA, 2647 nt
Organism: Lotus japonicus
Lineage: Eukaryota; Viridiplantae; Streptophyta; Magnoliopsida; Fabales; Fabaceae
Product: protein disulfide-isomerase 5-4-like
Exons: 10
Coding region: 789-2372 (527 amino acids)
Cellular component (GO): COPII-coated ER to Golgi transport vesicle; endoplasmic reticulum
Source: RefSeq, a predicted model, not a curated record
AACAAAGAAGAUGGUUUUUUAUGUCUUUUUUGUUGUUUAAAUACAUUUACUUUUCUGUAACUAUAAUCAACAUUUUCUUAGUCCUUAAAAGACAAACUUCCUCUUAGGUACAGACCAAUUUAGUAGGGGUUAAAGGCUUUUUUUAUGAAAGAUAGUCAGGGUUAAAGGCUGAUUGGAGUGCUUAAUGCAAUGCAAUCUUGCCAACAAAUAUGCUUUAGCAGUGACCAAUGCUAUGUCGUGAUGCAGAGGCUUAAAUGAUAUGGCAUUGAAAGGGUGUAAAUGCCACAUAGUACAUAUCAUCUGCCCAUAUAAGAUGAUUGGUUAUUUACUUAGUCAUGAUGAAAGAAAUUUGUGGAAGUUUGAUAGGAUUAGGGGAAAGCCUAUUGUAACAAAGGUAUAUCAGAGAAGGCAGAAUAAGUAAGUCUAGGGACUAAAGUGGAAUAAUAAAGUCUCUAAGGACUAGUUAUAUUUUCAGGAAGUCUUAGCUAUAAAUAGCUAAGCUGUUAUGUUAGGAGUUAGUUUUUGGUUAGUUGGGAAUCUGUAACUGAAUACUGGUAUUCAGCUAGACUGUGAGAGGAACUGGUUUCUCUCUCCCUCUGUAUCGUUCUCUUUCUUCCAUUCUAUGCAAUUCAUCUCAGUUUUCAUGGAGAUUCUCUCCAUUGUUCUGUGAUUUUCUUCCUAAUUCAGUAGUUUAAGAUUACCAGUUCUAACACUGGUAUCAGAUCACCGAUCUUGGUGCCCUGAUUUGCUUCCGCUGAAGAAUUUGGGAAACUCAGAAGCUUAUAGCGAUGGUGGUGACGCGCGCGAAUUCACACGGAGGAGACGACAAUGUUCUAGAGAAAGAAGAGCUUCGAGUGCGCAUGGAGCUCAACGAAGCCAGAACGAAGCGUGUAGAAGAUGCGAUCGUGGAAAACGAAACCAGAGCGAAGAGAAUCGAGGAUUCCUUGUACGCUGUGCUUUCGAAAUUGGGAAUCACAACCAUUGACGACACCGUAACACGCGAAAUCAGAUCGGAAAGCGGUGUAGAAUUGAAUCCUGAACGCGACAAAGGAGGUAGCAGGUGGAGGAAGCUGGAGAUUCUGAUUUUCGGGGGAGAAGAUGCGUAUGGCUGGAUUCUCAAAUUGGAACGCUAUUUUGAACUCAGAGGUGUCGCUGAUGAUGAACGCAUGCAGGCUACGCUUUUGGCUUUGGAAGGGAAAGCAUUGAGUUGGUUCCAGUGGUGGGAACGAUGCAAUCCAACUCCUACUUGGGAAGGUUUCAAACUCGCUGUGAUUCGAAGGUUUCAACCAGUGAUGGUGCAGAAUCCUUUUGAGCUGUUGCUUUCUUUGAAACAGAGCAAUACAGUGGAGGCUUACGUGGAGGAGUUCGAAAGAUACGUGGGAGCUCUGAAGGAGAUUGAUCAGGAUUUUGCAAAAGGAAUUUUCUUGAACGGUUUGAAAGAAGAAAUCAGAGUGGAGAAACCAUCAUGGGAAAAGGCAGCUAAAAUAAUAAAAGAGAGAUAUGAUCCAGAAAUGGAUGGUCGAAUUCUUUUGGGGAAGGUGGACUGCACUCAAGAAGGAGUCUUGUGCAGGAGGCAUCACAUACAAGGGUAUCCAUCAAUCCGCAUCUUUCGUAAAGGUACUGAUGUCAGAAGUGACCAUGGACAUCAUGAGCAUGAGUCCUAUUAUGGAGAUCGUGAUGUAGAUAGCCUAGUCAAGACAAUGGAGACUUUAGUGGCAUCUCUCCCUGCUGAAUCCCAGAAACUAGCUUUGGAGGACAAAUCAAAUGUUUCAGACGGCGCAAAAAGACCAGCACCAUCAGCAGGGGGGUGUAGAAUUGAAGGAUAUGUGCGUGUCAAGAAGGUUCCAGGAAACUUGAUCAUCUCAGCUAGAUCCGAUGCCCAUUCCUUUGACGCUUCUCAAAUGAACAUGUCACAUGUCAUAAACCAUUUAUCUUUUGGAAGGAAGGUGUCACCUAGGGUCAUGAGUGAUGUGAAGCGCUUGAUACCUUAUGUUGGUAACAGCCAUGACAGGCUGAAUGGUCAGUCAUUCAUCAAUACACAUGAUUUAGGAGCAAAUGUUACUAUCGAGCAUUACCUUCAGGUAGUCAAAACAGAAGUGGUAACUAGAAAGGAUUAUAAAUUAGUUGAGGAGUAUGAGUACACUGCGCACAGCAGUGUGGCUCAGAGUUUACACAUUCCAGUUGCUAAGUUCCAACUUGAGCUCUCCCCGAUGCAGGUCUUAAUAACAGAAAACCAGAAGUCUUUUUCGCAUUUUAUUACAAAUAUUUGCGCUAUCAUUGGGGGUAUCUUCACGGUGGCUGGAAUUAUGGACUCUAUUUUGCACAAUACUUUAAGAAUGAUGAAAAAGGUUGAGCUUGGCAAAAACUUUUGAUAGAUAGUUGGAAACUUUAUCUAGCGUAGAGAUCUUGAUUUCACUAGAUCAUCUUUAGUGAGGUCUUUCGGCAGAAUUUUUUCUUCCUUUUUGUCCUUGGCAGAUUGAUAUCUAUAGAUUUAGACAUGUAGUUUAGGACUCUACCCCUUUCUUUCACCCAGAAGAAUGUUACUGAUCUGUAGAAACUCUAUAAAGCACAAAAAUGUUAUUCUUUUAGCAGUUUUACUCGGUAAAAUUGAUGAUUACAUGGAUUUGCUUGCCCCAUAAAUGCAUCC